Carya illinoinensis is the source of this 1071-nucleotide messenger RNA. Its product is annotated as extracellular ribonuclease LE-like. Gene Ontology annotation, molecular function: RNA binding; ribonuclease T2 activity. Bases 10 to 423 code for a protein of 137 amino acids. The record is from RefSeq and is a predicted model, not a curated record. Gene Ontology annotation, cellular component: extracellular region. The transcript is spliced from 3 exons. Lineage: Eukaryota; Viridiplantae; Streptophyta; Magnoliopsida; Fagales; Juglandaceae. Gene Ontology annotation, biological process: RNA catabolic process.
UAUAACUGCAUGAUCACAUGCACAGAAGCAAUACCACACCAAGCUGAUCAGAGAAAAAUAGAGAUGAAAUCUUACCAUUCUUUCUUCGUUGAACUUCUAGUGCUUCAAUGCUUAGCACUUGCGUCUGCAUCGCUUGGAUAUAAUUUCCACUACUUUGUACAGCAGUGGCCGGGAUCGCACUCAUGUGUCACAAGGAAAAGUUGUCACCCAACAACAGGAAAACCCGCAACAAAUUUCAGCAUCAGUGGGUUUCGGCCAUAUUACAAAGAUGGCUCAUCCGAGACCUUCUGCAAUGUUUCUAACAUUAACCGGCCUUUUGAUCUAUCCAAGAUCUCGGACCUGACCUCUAAAAUGCAAGCAAAUUGGCCAUCACUAGCGUGCCCAUGCAUGCAGCGACAGUACUACAGGCCUAUGGUUACAUGAAUGGUAUAAAUACGGAACCUGCUCAGAGUCUAGGUAUCUCCCAGGUGAACAUGCGUACUUUAAAGCAGCUCUUGAUCUCAAAGACCGAGUAAACAUCCUCCAAAUCCUCGAAAAGUCUGGUAAUUUCCCAUGCUCUUUACCCAGUCUUCAGUGAACCAGAUUCAAGUUUUAUUCUGACAUUUAUUUUGUGUAUAUCUAAACAGGAAUUCAACCAAAUGGGGGAUUUUACAACUUAAGUAGCAUACAUAGUGCUACACACAAAGCUAUUGGGUACGAUCCAUGGAUAAAAUGCAAAACUGAUGCAUCGGGGAAUAGCCAACUUUACCAGAUUUAUCUUUGUGUCGGUCGUUAUGAACUGACCUUCACGGAAUGUCCGGUGCUACCCAGAACUACCGAGGAUUGUGCCUCUGCCAUUAAGUUCCCGGCUUUCUAGCACGUCGCAAUAAUUAAUUGAGGGAGGACUCUCUACCUGUCGAUGCAAUUUGGCUCCCAAAAUGAAGAAAAAUUCAAGCAAUCGAUUUUAAUAUAUAGUAAACUAAGAAUUCAAGUGAGAUUGUAACGUAAUGUUCUUGUUUGCAGUUGUAAUUAAUGUGCGUUUUCUAUAUAUACUUGGCAAAUAAAAGGUGGUAGUACUAGCUAGCCAACUUA